This is a messenger RNA of Cavia porcellus (domestic guinea pig), 4963 nucleotides long. RefSeq names its product armadillo repeat containing 8 (gene Armc8). The record is from RefSeq and is a predicted model, not a curated record. Gene Ontology annotation, biological process: proteasome-mediated ubiquitin-dependent protein catabolic process. Lineage: Eukaryota; Metazoa; Chordata; Mammalia; Rodentia; Caviidae. The coding region runs from base 448 to 2457 and encodes 669 amino acids. Gene Ontology annotation, molecular function: protein binding. The transcript is spliced from 23 exons. Gene Ontology annotation, cellular component: GID complex.
AGACUUGGGCCGGGGAGUGAGGGAGGGUGGGCGGCGGGACCGACGACCUGGCGGAGUCAGAGACGCCUCCAACUGCGGGAGCUCCCGGCGGUGCGGCUUCCAGGACCGCGUCCACCAGGCGGGGUGGUUGGGCUUCGGGCACUUGGCCGGGCGGCGCGGAUUGGCUUUGGGCUUGGGCUUGGGCUUGGCCAAGCGUUUCACUGGAGCUGCUUUCAGCGUUAACGCUUCUCCGGGGCCGAGCGCUCCGUCCCGAGAGGCUUCUAGACUUGCCGCCGGUCUGGGAACGAGCUUCCACCCGGCUCCCGGGGUUUGGCAAGAAGAGGUGCAAGCUCCUUGGCUCCCACGGUCUCAGCACUGCCUAGCCAGGAAGUAACAGCUAGCAGUCGCCACUAUGUUGACAGGCUAUUUGACCCUGAUCCCCAGAAAGUUCUACAAGGUGUCAUAGACAUGAAAAAUGCUGUCAUUGGAAACAACAAACAGAAAGCCAACCUCAUUGUUUUAGGAGCUGUUCCAAGAUUGUUGUAUUUGCUUCAGCAAGAAACGUCAAGCACUGAGCUAAAAACUGAAUGUGCAGUGGUACUGGGAAGUCUUGCUAUGGGUACUGAAAAUAAUGUCAAGUCUUUAUUGGACUGCCAUAUUAUUCCUGCCUUACUGCAAGGACUACUGUCCCCAGACCUGAAGUUCAUUGAAGCUUGUCUCCGAUGCCUUCGUACUAUCUUUACCAGUCCUGUCACUCCAGAGGAGCUACUGUAUACAGAUGCCACAGUGAUACCGCACCUCAUGGCGCUGCUUAGCAGGUCCCGCUAUACCCAGGAGUAUAUCUGUCAGAUCUUUUCACACUGCUGUAAAGGGCCAGAUCAUCAAACAAUUUUAUUUAACCAUGGUGCAGUUCAGAAUAUUGCUCACCUCCUAACCUCACUAUCCUACAAAGUUCGAAUGCAAGCCCUGAAAUGCUUCUCUGUUUUAGCUUUUGAAAACCCCCAGGUAUCGAUGACCCUGGUAAAUGUUUUGGUUGAUGGAGAAUUGUUACCACAGAUAUUUGUGAAGAUGUUACAGAGGGAUAAGCCUAUUGAAAUGCAGCUCACAUCAGCAAAAUGUUUAACUUACAUGUGUAGAGCUGGAGCAAUUCGGACAGAUGACAACUGCAUUGUAUUAAAGACAUUGCCUUGUUUGGUUCGGAUGUGCAGUAAGGAACGAUUACUAGAGGAGAGAGUUGAAGGAGCUGAAACACUCGCAUAUCUGAUUGAGCCAGAUGUUGAGCUACAGAGAAUUGCUAGCAUUACUGAUCACCUCAUUGCCAUGCUUGCUGACUAUUUCAAGUAUCCCAGCUCAGUGAGUGCCAUCACUGAUAUAAAAAGGCUUGAUCAUGACUUAAAACAUGCUCAUGAACUCCGCCAGGCUGCAUUUAAGCUCUAUGCUUCUCUUGGAGCAAAUGAUGAAGACAUCCGGAAGAAGAUCAUUGAGACUGAAAAUAUGAUGGACCGAAUUGUGACUGGCUUGUCUGAGUCUAGUGUCAAGGUGCGCUUAGCUGCCGUCAGAUGUUUGCACAGUUUAUCCAGAUCUGUGCAGCAACUACGAACCAGUUUCCAGGAUCAUGCUGUGUGGAAACCUUUAAUGAAGGUUUUACAAAAUGCACCAGAUGAAAUCCUAGUAGUAGCAUCAUCCAUGUUAUGUAAUCUGCUUCUUGAAUUUUCUCCAAGCAAAGAGCCAAUUUUAGAAUCAGGAGCCGUAGAGCUGCUUUGUGGAUUAACCCAAAGUGAAAAUCCUGCCUUAAGAGUGAAUGGAAUUUGGGCUUUAAUGAAUAUGGCAUUUCAGGCUGAACAAAAAAUAAAAGCAGAUAUUUUACGAAGCUUGAGUACUGAACAGCUAUUCCGGUUAUUAUCAGAUUCAGAUUUGAAUGUGCUGAUGAAGACAUUGGGACUUCUUAGAAAUCUCCUCUCUACUCGGCCUCAUAUAGAUAAAAUAAUGAGUACACAUGGAAAGCAGAUCAUGCAGGCUGUCACCCUUAUUCUGGAAGGAGAGCAUAACAUUGAGGUUAAAGAGCAGACACUGUGUAUCCUAGCCAACAUAGCAGAUGGAACAACAGCAAAAGAACUUAUUAUGACCAAUGACGACAUUCUGCAGAAAAUCAAGUACUACAUGGGUCACUCACAUGUCAAACUGCAGCUUGCCGCUAUGUUUUGUGUAUCAAACCUCAUAUGGAAUGAAGAGGAAGGUUCACAAGAACGUCAGGAUAAAUUACGAGACAUGGGCAUCGUAGAUAUUCUACACAAACUCAGUCAGUCACCAGAUACAAACCUUUGUGACAAUACCCGCAAAAUACAUCAUACUGUGACUCAGCUGCCAGCUUGUCUGUCUUCUCUGCUGAAGGGAAGCAGUACUUAUAACUGCUCCUCAAAAGAACAGCUAUUCCAGACUGUGGAGCACACAGAGCAGGCUGGUCUUCAGUUUCACUGAAGCUUCCAGUCCUGGCAAAGACGGCACUGCAGCAGUACCUGGCAUGAUGGGAGCAAGCCUGGGCGCAUGUGAGCACCCCACGUCCUUGUUUAAGAAAGUACAGGAACUAGCCUCAUUUGAUUCCUUCUAUUUGCACAAGUCACCUUGGACUGCAGGGAGCUGUUUUGCAAAAGCAAUUUAGUAGGCUUAGAUCUCAUUCAUCUUGAGAACAUUUUUUGAGGUAGUAAUUUCCUCAGAGGACUGUGUUUUGUUUUGGUUUUUUUUCUGAGCUACCUGGACUCUUUAUUAGAACAAUCAAUCAUUUUCCUUUGGACCUACAAUUUUUUGCCUAUGCUGCAGCCACUUUGUGAGUAAGAGUGAAUGAGUGUGUGUAUGUGUGCGUGCGCACGUGGGUGUGUAUACAUGUGAGUCAAAAUGAGUGGAUGUAUGGAUGAGGGAUACCUCAGAUUUUUCUUUUCUUAUCUUGUGUGAAAAUCUCUUUUCUACAGAUUUUCCAGGGUUUAAGCAUUGCUUGCUGUAUAAAAAACUUUACUGAAUUAUAUACAGUUUGAAUGAAAUGUUAUUUUAAAAACAAAACAGUUGUUUAGUGUUCCAUAAAAGUUAUGUUGAAUUUUGGUCAGAUGAAUAUUUGUAAGUAAAAAAAAAUAUAUGCACUUCUGAACCUCAACUUACAUAGAUUUUCUUUAUAAAAACAAAAACAAAAAAAAAGAAAAAGUUGGCUAUAGUUGGCCUGAAUACCAGGCAUUAUACAUGGUGCUGUGCAUAGUAGUAAGCUAGCAUCUUACUGCUAGCAUCUUACUGCCAUCAAUAUUCGCAGGUACAGAGCCUUUUCUCAGCCUCUUUUAAUAAGUCUUCAGGCUUCAAAGUCAGAAGAACAGGGUGGAGUGGAGUGAAAUGAGGUGACAGACUCACCAUAGUUUUUGUAAAACAUCAAAGGAAAAUUAAACUACUGAUAGUGAAAGCCCAGCCAGGACUUCAGCUGGCCACCCCUGAAAGGAACCGGGACCGAGCUGUCCUAAAUCCUGUCAUUGGUGUGGCAGUAUCUGGCAAAGAAUUGGAUGUGGAAUUUUAUGCGCAAACUAAACGUAGGUUGUCACUUCCUGGAAACAAAGUCGGAUCACUUUGUGCUUCCUGAAACAGCAUAUCACUGUGAAACUAGAGUUCUAUGGAUACAUCUGUAGAAAGAAGCAAGAACAGAAGGUAGUUUAGAAAGUUAUCUCUCUCUUAGCUAUCUCAGCAAAUUUUGUACUAACUGCUCAGGAAUGCUAGAUAGUGUGCUUUUGUCAAAUGAGACCCAAGAUCUUUUCCUGCAUGACUCAAGUUGAGAGAAAGGAAUCUUCCCAGGAUGACUGAAGAUGACUUCUUCUUACAGAGAGUACUGCUUAGCCCUCUACAGCCCUUGGCCUGGCAUCUGCUCUUGCUUCUGGCUCAGCUUCUAGCUGGGCUCAACAGCUUGCUCUUGACUAUUUAAAGGCAGAACCAGCUUUCCUUUUCCCUUUGCUAGAAGAGCAGAGGCAUCAAGGCCAGGAUGUAAGGCCUUUGAUCCAGAAGCUUGCGGUGAGUGUGUGCCCCUAAGGGGACCCCACGCCCCCUCACCAGCCAGUCCUGAUGGGUUGUUCACAUUGCAGCCGCUCUGUCACCAUCCCACACCUUCCUCCGAAGACUCAAAUCUGACUGAUCGCAAAUGAUGUUUUUAAAAUGUAUUUGAUGCAGUGUUUCCCAUUCUCAACAUGGCCACCCAAGAUUCAAACAAAGCAGUUUCCAAGUUGUUAUUUUUUCAGAACUUCACAGAUUUUAAAAUCUGACAUAACAGGAACAUGGGUUUUGUGCAGAUAGCAGAGUGCUAAUGUGAGCCAAAGUUUCAAGAAAACCUAACAUAUUGGAAAUAAAGCCUUAGUUAGGCCCACCCAUUAUCAUUUCUAGGAAUGAAAAAAUAUUCUUGGUUGGCAUUUGUAACAUAAAACACUCCAAUGUUGGUAUUUAAAAGUACCAGUUAAAUAUAUGGAAACCAAUAAUGACUGCUGAGACAAUCUUGAACACAAAUAGUAUUAGAAAGCUGAGGACCCAAUGAGGUAACAUGCUCAAACUUCAACUCUGAAUGAAUCUUGCCUGUGACUAAACACAGUGGGCAAAUAAAAAGUGCUUUAUGAUAAUUAACUUGUGAUUUGAGUGAAUGAAGGGAAAUGUAUUUAUUAAAACAGACCUGUUUGCUGCUUGCCACAGGUGCAGUGUUCAGUCAGCAAGGAGGUAGGAAGAAGGGGACGUGAUCUUGUGUCUGCUACCCAGGUUCUUAAUGGCUUCUUGCUCUAAUACUGCAUUUUGUUUCUCCUCUUGUGCCCUGAUUGUAACCCAGAAUUUAUGAACUAGAAAAGAAUGUCCAGUUUAUUAAGUUGCAUUUUUCCUUAAGCACUUUAUUCAGAACAGUACAUGUUCUUCUUUUAGUGUUUGGAUAUGAUUUUAACACAUGCUAAUAAAAGCCAAGAAAAAUCAUGGCAACUUCGAAAAA